AUGCCGCCACUCCCCCAAGCAGCCAAGCUUGAAGUAACCAAGGUAGUUAGAGAGCUUUUCAGUGGCAAGGCUCUGGUGGUGGAUGAGAUUCUUCCUGAGUACUAUAAGGCUCUGGAUGUUGUUAUUGGUUGGAAGGAGGGUUAUGGAAACUGUUCAUCACUCAUAGCAGCUGAGAUUCACCUGAUCAGCUCAGUUGUCGGGACGGGAGAACACGACUACACCAACAUGGACGGCGCUGGUUGGAGUCGGAUAUGCGUCGCUCUUGUUGUCGCUGUGUGGCUGCCUGUCAUUAAUGGAAGUCCGAUAGGCACUACAACCAUUAACUGUGUUUCGGUUUCUGAAGCAAAGCAUCUGGGUGCUGUGGAUGAAGAAUAUUCAGGUGAUGUGGAGCUGGUGACUGGUAUUCCACCUGGUACCAGUCUGACCCUGGAGGUGGACAUUUUCGACCAUCUUCAGUUUCUGGAGUUGAUCUACACUCCAGGGGAAAGCACAGCAACUGUUCGUACCAAGAAGCCACUCGACGCAGACAAACUGGCUGAUAGUGAUAGAGUGUUGUACUACAAGUUGGUGUGUGGCCAGGAUAAUAAGCGCCGACUGACAGUCAAUGAUAUCAACGAUAACGGCCCAGAAUUUCAGCAGAGUUUCUAUAACGCAACAGUUUCAGAGAUUACAAACCCUGAGACUAAGGUUCUUCAAGUGACAGCUGUUGAUAAAGACAGCAGCCCUCAAUUCAACACCCUCGAAUAUUCCUUUGAACCACAAUCUGAAGACUUUUACAUAACAAACACGGGGGUAUUUAGGGUAAAGAGGCGACUCAACUACAAUGUUGCCCCAAAGUAUAAUUUUAUUGUCACUGCCAAGGACGUAGACAAACGGCAAAACACAACCUCUGUUGAGAUAAUUGUUACAGACUAUGAUAACUUGAAUCCUUAUUUCAGCCACAGUCUGUACCAGGCUACUAUUUCAGAGAACCAGGAUGGACAACUUAGUGAAAUCACACCAGAGGCAAUAAAGGCCCAAGAUGGAGACUCUGGAAUCAACAUGACUGUUGUAUACAGCAUCAGCUCUGUCUCUCCUGCCAAGUACCAAGCAAACUUUAACAUCAACUCUGGCACUGGAGUUCUGUCUGUGGUGACGGCCUUUGACAGGGAGGACAUGGACAGCGGUGAGAUCUCUGUCAACAUUAAGGCGGCCCAGACGGAUGACCUACUGAAAACGGCUGCAGCCAUUGUUUCUGUCACAGUAGAAGAUGUGAACGACGAAGCUCCAAAGUUUGAUCAGCCUAAGUACAACGUUUCCCUGCUGGAGAACUCCCCCGCCGACGCCGUGGUGUUCAAAGCCGUUGUCACUGAUUUGGACCAGGGAGGAUUUGUGGGAACCUUGAAAAUUCUUCCAGAAUCAACCCCCUUCUCCAUCAGCCCUGAUGGGACGGUCCGAGUGAGAAACACUGAAGUUCUGGACCGAGAAGUCACCAAAGCUUUUGUCUUUCAGAUUGAAGCAAAGGAGACCGAUGCUCCCCACCAUAGUGCAACAGCCCAAGUCACCAUUAACCUCCUGGAUGAAAAUGACAACAGCCCAAACUUCACCAGCAGCAUGUAUGAAGGAAAGGUGUUUGCAAAUCAGACGGUGGGGAUGCCGGUUGUCCAGGUCAAAGCAGAAGAUCCAGAUGAUGGAAUAAAUGGGGAGAUCCAAUAUUCCAUUGAUUUUGGGAACAGCGACGGAUACUUUUCCAUCAAUGGCGUCACUGGGGAGAUCACUCUGGCUAAAACCAUCCCACUGGAGGACAACAGGCAGUUGCAGUUCCCUCUUUUCAUCACAGCCAGAGACGGAGGUAGAUUAUCUCGUUCCGCCUCGGCGCAGGUGAUGGUUACUGCUCCUGGAACCUUAAAGCCUCAGUUUAUAGAAAAACUCUACCAUGGCACAGUGGCAGAGGGGCAGGAUCCAGGAGUUCACAUUCUGAAUGUAAGUUCAACAUUUCAGCAACAAGUUUUCACACAAAUGAAAGCAGAGGUCUUUAGCAAGGUGCGUUUCCUGACCCUUCUCUCCUUAUCAGCUACUGAUCCAGACGAUGGUGCGAAUGGGAGAGUCACCUUCAGUAUUUCCAAACAAGACCCUCCGUCCGCGCCUGCAGUCUUUGAGCUGGAGGCUGCCAGCAGGGUCCUGAAACUCGCCCAGCCUCUGAACUACAGCCAGGUCAAACAGUUCACUCUGACGGUUCAUGCCUCAGACGGCGGCUCGCCCUCACUGUCUGGAAACAGCUCAGUGGUGGUGAAGGUGAAGGACGUCAACAAUAACCCUCCUAUGUUCAGUAAGGGAAGCUAUGAAGUGGAGGUUUCUGAGAACCUGGCAGGAGGCGCAUCCAUCCUCACGCUGGAGGUCACUGACGCAGAUGAGGGAGGAUUUGUGGGAACCUUGAAAAUUCUUCCAGAAUCAACCCCCUUCUCCAUCAGCCCUGAUGGGACGGUCCGAGUGAGAAACCCUGAAGUUCUGGACCGAGAAGUCACCAAAGCAUUUGUCUUUCAGAUUGAAGCAAAGGAGACCGAUGCUCCCUACCAUAGUGCAACAGCCCAAGUCACCAUUAACCUCCUGGAUGAAAACGACAACAGCCCAAACUUCACCAGCAGCAUGUAUGAAGGAAAGGUGUUUGCAAAUCAGACGGUGGGGAUGCCGGUUGUCCAGGUCAAAGCAGAAGAUCCAGAUGAUGGAAUAAAUGGGGAGAUCCAAUAUUCCAUUGAUUUUGGGAACAGCGACGGAUAUUUUUCCAUCAAUGGCGGCACUGGGGAGAUCACUCUGGCUAAAACCAUCCCACUGGAGGACGACAGGCAGUUGCAGUUCCAUCUUUUCAUCACAGCCAGAGACGGAGGUAGAUUAUCUCGUUCCGCCUCAGCAGAAGUGAUGGUUACUGCUCCUGGAACCUUAAAGCCUCAUUUUUUAGAAAAACUCUACCAAGGCACAGUAGUGGAGGAGCAGGAUCCAGGAGUUCACAUUCUGAAUGUGCGUUUCCUGGCAAUCCCUCCUGAGACUGUGACCCUUGCAGUUACAAAGGAAGGCGACAAGUUCUCCAUCUCAUCAAGCGGUGAAGUCAAAACCAAAGUGAAGCUGGAUUACGAUGAAGCUCCACACAACUAUUCAGUGGAGAUCUCCAUCAGUGACGGCACCACCAGUGACACUGCAGUUGUGAAGGUCGAAGUCACUGACAUUAACGACAACAACCCUGAAUUUGCCUCCAAUGUGUCCAAGUCUGUCCCAGAAAAUGCAGAGGUUGGAUCCAACGUCGCGGAAAUCAAAGCCACAGACAAAGACAGCGGCUUCAACAAGGAGAUCAGAUACUCCCUGAGAGGAGGAGAGGGGAGGUUUUCCAUCGACCCUGUUUCUGGGUUGGUAAGCUUGGCCGCUCAGCUUGACAGGGAGACGACGGCGGAGUACGAGCUCCUGGUGGUGGCUGAAGAUCAGGGUCGUCCUGCCAGGUCUGCCACCGCCACGCUGCAGGUCCAAGUGACGGACGUCAACGAUAACCCACCCAAGUUCUCUGAGCAGGAGUAUCAGCUAGAGGUCUUAGAAACAGAGUCGGUGGGAGCGACCCUUCACUCCUUAUCAGCUACUGAUAAGGACGACGGUGUGAAUGGGAGAGUCACCUACAGUAUUUCCCAGCAAGACCCUCCGUCCGUGCCUGCAGCCUUUGAGCUGGAGGCUGCCAGCGGGGUCCUAAAACUUGCCCAGCCUCUGAACUACAGCCAGGUCAAACUGUUCACUCUGACGGUUCAUGCCUCAGAUGGCGGCUCGCCCUCACUGUCUGGAAACAGCUCAGUGGUGGUGAAGGUGAAGGACGUCAACAAUAACCCUCCUAUGUUCAGUAAGGGAAGCUAUGAAGUGGAGGUUUCUGAGAACCUGGCAGGAGGCGCAUCCAUCCUUACGCUGGAGGUCACUGACGCAGAUGAGGGUGGAUUCUCUAAUGGCCACUUCGUCUACACCAGCGAUAUUUUUGACAUUAAUAAACAAGGGGUUGUCUCACUAAAGAUAAACUCAGCGUUGGACAGAGAGACACGGGACAGCUACAGUUUACAGGUUGUAGCUGUGGAUCAGGCGAGCGGCGGUCUGAGCGCCACAGCUCAGCUCAAAAUUACCGUCCUUGACUAUAACGACAACAGCCCACAGUUCCCAAGCAUCCCUUACCCCUUAGAGUUCCCUGAGGGGGAUUAUUCAGAAGAGAAACCAGGGGAAAUAUUCACCAUCGUGCCCACAGACGCAGACAUCGGUCCGAAUGGAGAGGUCACCCUCUCGCUUGCCUCCCACAACCCCCUCUUCAGAUUCAGAGAGGAUGGGAUGCUGUUGGCUGUUGGUUCUUUGGACCGAGAAAGCAUUGAAACAUAUGACCUGGUUCUAAAGGCCUCAGAUAAAGGCAGCCCUCAGAAAGAGAAUAUCGCCACUAUCAGAGUGAGCCUCACCGACGUCAAUGACGAAAGACCGCAGUUCAACCCCAGCAGCUACCACAGCAGCAUCCUGCAGAAAGACGCAGAGAAGGGGAAGCUGCUGCUGACGCUGAGCGCCUCGGAUCCCGACGCCGGGAACAACUCGCUCAUCACCUACAGAUUUUCUGAAGGAAAUUCCAAAUAUUUGGCUCUAAACAGUGAAACAGGGGAAGUGACACUGACCUCUGACCUUUCUGAUGUGACUGAAGACACCAGAUUGCUGCUGACCGCUGAGGCCACGGAUCAUGGCACUCCUCCGCUCAGCGCCACGGCUCGUGUGAUGGUGGAUAUAAGGAUUGCCAGUCUGGCAGAAGGUUUGGCCUUCCAGAGCUCCUCCUACAACUUCAGCCUGCAGGAGAACCAGCCAGCAGAGGUUUCAGUGGGGCAGGUCCUGGCCUACUCAGGAAGCACCCUGUACGGGGUCUCCUAUGCCCUGAAAACACACACCAACCUGUUCUCCAUCACCAGCGAUGGAGAAAUCUUGACGGAAGAAGAGCUUGACAAAGAGCAGCAGGAGUGGUACAUCCUGGAGGUAGAAGCCGUGGACACACGGACGCCACCAACAUCUGCAGUGACGCUGGUCAGAAUUCAUGUUGAGGAUGUAAAUGAGCCUCCAGAGUUCGCCUCAGAGGAAUAUGAAGCCUCUGUGUUCAACUUUGCACCGUACAAAACCCCAGUGAUCCAGGUCAAGGCCUUUGACCCUGAUGUUGGACACAGCAGCGCUCUGGUCUACAGUCUGACGGAGGACUCCCUCUUUGACGUGGAUCCAGCCUCAGGCCUGGUCUAUGUGGUUUCAGCUGCAAAUACGGGCAAAGAAAUUACUCUGAAAGUUAAAGCUACAGAUCCCAAAGGACUUGAUGCUACAGCCACAAUAAAGAUUGAAGUUCAGGAAAGUGCGAGCAGCAGUGAUGUUGUAACCAUCGCUAUCAAUCGGCCGGCUAACGUUGUGGAGAAGAAGGUUCCAGAGCUUGAAAAAUCUUUGGGUAAAGUUCUGGGCUGGACGGUGAAUAUAAUCCAGGUGUGGAGCUCUGAUGGAUCAGACACCCGAACGCUGAGGGCUUCUUACCGGACGUUGGUCAGCUUUGUUGCUCUUGAUGACACAGAAGCCGUUUCUGCUGAAGAAGUCCAGAAGAAACUGCAAAGCGAGUCUGAUGAGCUGAAGGCAGAGCUGGAUCUGUUGUUUGGAGAGAAGCCUGAUUUUGACGUAGUGACAGAUUCUACCACCCCCGCCUCAAACAUGGCGGUAGUCAUCGCUUUGGGCGUUCUGUUGGGCCUGAGCCUCGUGGGACUGAUCAUUGCCACCGUGUUUGCCGUCAGGUAUAAAAGGAGCAAGAAGCUGAAGGCAUUGGACAAGGAGAGCUUGACCAGCAACCGCCACUCCGUUGGUUACGCGAACCAGAAUUUCAGGAAGCAAUCGGAAUCCUCUGUGAGGUGGGACUCCGAUAAGAACAAACCAGGAGACAAAGAGACGGUGCAGUGGGGCGGAAAGGUCGAGGACAGGAGGACAUCAAAGAAGGACAAUGACAGUCUGAAUCUAAGCGAGCGCAGAAACAGCGGGAGUAGUGGAAGUCUGGAUUCUGCUCUCUGAUGUGAACAUCUCUCCGUUUUCAAGCAAAAAAACCCCACAGUUAUAACGUUAUAAAUGACCUCUGUGACUUUAACCUUUUUUUUUUUUUUCUCCAAACACAGCAGAACUGUACGUUAGAAAGCAUUUAAGUUUGUCUCUGGUUUAAUUAAAGAAAGGACAGAUUUCCCAACAUGGAUCCUAGUUUAGUCUUUUAUAUAAAGGCUUUUUUUUUUACAUUGAUGCAAAGCUCCAAUAAGUCGUCUGGAGGAAAAGUGAAUAAGGAGUUUCCACUUCACUCUGCCCUGUAUGAUGGUGUUUCAAAUCGCUCCAGGAUCAAUGGGCAUUUUUCUCCUUUGUUUUGUCAAAGAUUUAGGCACCAAAGCGGUUUGGAAAUCAAGUUUAUAUAAAAUGACACAAUCAGCAAGCUGCAGUAAUUUAAAGGAAUAUGUUCACGCUCAGUUUUAAUAGUUUCUUGCUUUGUAAAUUAACACUUUGGGUGUAAAUCGAGAAGCCCGUCAUUUAUUUUUAUGUUCAAAUUCAUGAAAUGCAAAUGAACCUACAGAAGUGGGUUGAUAUUUUAGACGUUCUUCCUCUGUGGACGUUAUUGGUUGUUGUAAAUAAUCUAAAAGGUUUUAAAUAAAAAUAUUCCUGAGAACUGUGUCCUG
Molecule: messenger RNA, 6701 nt
Organism: Cyprinodon tularosa
Lineage: Eukaryota; Metazoa; Chordata; Actinopteri; Cyprinodontiformes; Cyprinodontidae
Product: protein dachsous
Exons: 36
Coding region: 1-6057 (2018 amino acids)
Biological process (GO): homophilic cell-cell adhesion
Cellular component (GO): plasma membrane
Molecular function (GO): calcium ion binding
Source: RefSeq, a predicted model, not a curated record